ACCACCUGCCGCCGCCACCACCACCAUCACCACUGAGCAAGGCUGGUCAUGACGAGUAUGAACUGCCCAGGGAAGGAAGGUGGAGGGAGCAGGAAGAGGAAUUUGGCCUUGCUGAGGAAUAAGCUGUACGUGGGGGAGAGGAGGAGGACAGAGCCUGUGAUGGAGAGCACGGCCGACCCUGGGGACCAUAGCACCUUGAGGAGGAGUCAGUCUGACAGGACAGAGUACAGCCAGAAAUUACAAGAAAAAAUGGCCCCACAGGUGGGGUCCACAACCCCUGCUGCUUCGCUGCAGGAGGAUGAAGAACAAGUCAGCAGACGCAUGAUGGCCAAGAGGGUGAAAAUCAUCACAGAACUCAUGCAGACAGAGAAGGACUAUAUCAGCGACCUGGAUCUCUGCAUCAAGGAAGUGAUUCAGCCCCUGAGAAACAAGCAGAUUGCUCGCUUUGACGUGGAUGGCUUGUUUAGCAACAUUGAAUUGGUCCAUCAAGUAUCAGCCAAACUGCUGUCAUUGUUGGAAGAAGCCACGACAGAUGUGGAACCACCCAUGCAAAUAAUCGGGGAAGUGUUCUUGCAGAUUAAAGGCCCACUAGAAGACACAUAUAAAAUCUACUGCUAUCGCCAUGAUGAUGCACACACCAUGCUGGAAUCCUAUGAAAAGGAUGAAGAACUGAAGCAGUAUUUGAGAGACUGUGUACAGUCCUUAAAAAAGAUAUAUGAGGAAGAAGGAAAGCCAAAUCUAAUGGACAUGGGAUCCCUGAUGAUCAAACCAGUGCAACGGGUGAUGAAAUACCCCUUGUUACUCUGUGAACUCUUGAAUGCUACUCCUGCUUCUCACCCUGACCAUAAGGUGCUACAAGAUGCCCUUUCUGCUAUGAGAAACAUAAAUGUGAACAUUAAUGAACUUAAAAGGAGGAAAGACUUAGUGCUGAAGUAUAAGAGGAAUGAUGAUGAUGAAACCCUUAAAGAAAAGUUUUCCCGACUGAAUAUCCACUCUAUUAGCAAGAAAUCCAAGAGGGUCACCAGCCACCUGAAAAUACUGACGGGGGGAGAACCUCAGGUGAAAGAUCAAACUUUUAAUAAGGAAGAAAAGUUGUUUCGAAGUUUAGAGAAGACUGUGAAACUGUGUGUGAAGAACAUUGCACUCUUCUCACAACAUCUACAGGAUUCUAUACAUCAGGCUGCACAGAAUAUAACUGGUCUGGAGGAAAUCUUGCAAGACAAAGAUGAUGAAGUCAACAACUGUUUGAAAACAAGGAACAACAGAACAAAUCUCUGUGAAGACCUGAUGGCUCAGCUGGACAAGCUUGUUUUGACUCCUCUCUCAACACUGCGAGCCUUGUUUUCAGGCCCACAGAAGCUCAUCCAAAAGCGCUAUGACAAGUUGUUGGACUAUAACAGCUACCUUCAGAGGUCAACAGGAGAAGAGCUGGACCUGGCAAAGAAAGACUAUGAGGCUCUAAAUGCACAGCUAGUGGAAGAACUUCAGGUAUUUAACAGAGCAGCCAAAAAAAUUCUGCUGAACUGCCUGCAUUGCUUCAUCACCCUCCUCAGGAAUAUUAUGUCUGCAGCACUUCAAUCAAAUUCUGCUGUGGUGGUGCCUGUUCCACUGUCUUCCACAAGCAUCUGUGAAGUGCAGAAUCAAUUGAUGGAAGAGGUUCACAAGCUGAAUUUUGUAAAAGAAAACAGCAGUGCCACUUUUAUUGAGAGAAAAUUGAGCUUGGAAAAAAAGAAAGUUGUCCCUUCUCCACUCGAAUCCCCACGUCAAACAGAAGACCACAGGUCCAAGCUGCUGUCUACAUACAGCACAGAAGUGCUAUACCAAGCUAAGCGCAAGUGCAAUGCCACACAGGAAUUUGAUAUUGAUUUACAUGAAGGAGAACUGGUGGCUGUUGUGGAGCAAAAGGACCCCUUCGGAAGUAUGAGCAGAUGGCUUGUUGACACAGGAAUUCUUAAAGGGUAUGUGUAUUCCUCCUUCCUGAGGCCUUACAAUCCAGCCAAAAUGCAGAAGGACAUGGCAGAAACCAGCUUUGAUGGUGAUGAUUUUGAUAAUAUCAGCCUCUUUGUCUCUUCACGGCCCUCUACUGACAGCAGCACAAGAAGUCCAGGGCACAAGAAGAGUGACAGCACCUCAUCUCUUCAAUUCUGCAAAAAUCCCACAAUUAAUGGCACAGGGACCGAUGCUUUUCAGGAUACGGAUGAUCAUGUAUGUAUGGCACACACUGUGCCUGUCUUCUUGUUCCUAUUUCAAAUCUAGAAUUAUAAUUUAAAUGUUUUCCUUUACACCAGAAAAACUGGCAGUAAUCUGUUAGUAUGACAUGGGAAUUAAUUAUCCUCUGUUCUUUGCCUUUCUUAAAUAGCUACAGGGUAGGAAAAGAUAAUCAGUUAAACUGUGAAUCGCAGUCCUUGCUUACAGAAUACACACCCCACCUCAUGUCCAACAGGUCAAGGUUCUCCUAUGGAGCAGGUACCUGCAAAACAGCUCAGCUGGGGGGAUUUUUUUCACUUACUAUUGAUAAGGAAGCUGUGGAAAUGCUGAUCAGCAAGGCACAGAAGUUAUAGACGGGUGCCACAUUUGAGUACAGGAGCUUUAGGAAAGGCGGUUCGCCCUGACAAAACCUUGGUGGAAAUUUCUCCAUCCAGUUCCAAGGCUGCUUGGUGUGACAGAAAUAGACACCUGGUGUGAGCUGACAAGCUUACUAGUGUAGUAUUGUGACGAGGUCUCAGAGCUUGAUUUGUUCCUCCCCAUGCAGAAUUCCCCAGAUCCUUCAAUUUUACUUUUGAUUUUGGCCCUGUUCAUUGUAGCGUGUCUAGCAACUGCAGACCACAUAGUUCCGUACUGGUUUGUAUACAUUAUUACGCAUUUUCUGCAUACAGAAUUCAUACUAAUACACAAUGACAAAGUAAGAUGUGGCUACAUUUCUGAAUUCAGAUAUUGUUUUUUGUGGAUUUUGUUUUUCAGACCUUCUAUGCUGUUUAUGCAUUUCAAGCAAGAAAUGAUCAGGAACUCAGUCUUCAAGAGUACCAGAAGGUUAGGAUACUUCAGUUUUCUGACCUGAGUGGCAAUAAAGAAUGGUGGCUAGCAGAAGCAAAAGGUCAAAAAGGGUAUGUACCAUCCAAUUAUCUUGGGAAGAUGACAUAUGCUUAGGAACAGAAAGGCCCAUUGAGCCAGUUUCCCUGAAGUAGACAGAAUAAUCAUCUAUCAUGGUUUGCAGCAAGCAAGACAAACUCACAAAUGAUUGACAGAAGCCAUAGUAUCUGGUACAGCACACAGGUGAUAUUGAGAACCUCCAUCCUCUAAAAGCCAUCACCUUGUCAAGACCUGAGGGAGGAAACACUUCACAGGAAGACUGAUUCUGAUUAACAUCCCAAAGAAGUUGCUUUUCUAUUACCCCAUAAUUUUCUCUUUUGUCAAAGCAUCCUACAUCAAGAGUAAACCUGCAAGUACAAAUUACAGGUAAAAUUAUGUUUUUCUUCCAUGAUAUUUAGCAAAUAAUAGUCAAGAUGAAGAGAAUUAACCUUGGAAAAGGACAAAUUCAGACUUCAGGGAUGCUGUAGUUCUGCCUUAAUUGUUCCUGAACCACUAUAUCAAUGAACGCAGACACUUCUUAGAUUUCAUGCUUUUUGAUUGUCUGUUUUUAUCCUCAGCCACUUUUGUAAUGAACUUUUUUCUCAGUGGAAAUUAUUGGAGUUGGAAAAGAAAAUGGGUUUUAUUUUUGUAUGAAACAUUUCAACUUAAAAUGUAUGAAAUGCGGUGUACCAGUGGCUGGUCCCAGGGCAGAAAGUAUAUUUAGUUAAAUAUGGGAAUGGGGGCAGGGAAAGAGAGGGCACAAGAAACAGGUACUGUGAAACAAAAUUUAUAAUUUUUAAAAGAAUUACACAACUACUUCAUAUGGUAGGAAGCAGUUUCAACAAUAUGGAAGUGCCUCAGGUUUGAAAUUCCACGUAUGUCUCUACACUAAGUGCUUUAUAGCAAGUAGUGAAUUGAAACGUGUUAUCGGACUUGGGAAAUUUAUUAAGAUAAAAAAAGUAAAGUCAAGCAGUGCCUUUCAAUGAAUAUAUACUGCCUAUCUGAUUCCUUAGGUCAGCUACAGGGAUCAUAAUGUCUAGUAAAUAAGCUAAGACUUAAGAUUCAUCGAAAGUUCUCUGCCAGAAAAAUAAGGAAAUCAUUCUUCCCAAAGUGUCUGACAUUAGAUUGAACAGUGAAGAAUGUGUCCAUGAGCUGAUUCACUGUUUACAGAAUUCAGAAUCAAAAGCCCUGUAUUUUGCUAAAGUAUCUUCAAAAUGGUCAAGGCUGUUUUAACAAAUUAAUAUAGUUCACAUUGCAUCCUCAAUGAGCAUAGAAAACAAAAAAUCCCAAGGAAGAAUCUGAAUGUCAAGUUCAUUAGGUUCA
Pezoporus occidentalis (night parrot) is the source of this 4392-nucleotide messenger RNA. RefSeq names its product Rho guanine nucleotide exchange factor 38 (gene ARHGEF38). Gene Ontology annotation, molecular function: guanyl-nucleotide exchange factor activity; protein binding. Gene Ontology annotation, cellular component: cytoplasm. Lineage: Eukaryota; Metazoa; Chordata; Aves; Psittaciformes; Psittacidae. The record is from RefSeq and is a predicted model, not a curated record. Bases 49 to 2256 code for a protein of 735 amino acids. The transcript is spliced from 13 exons.